AUGAACCGUACCCAGUAUUAUGAUUAUGCUAAGAAUAUGAUACUGUUUGGGUCCCACGGUCCUUGCUCGAAUGUCGCAGGAUCCAGAGCCUGGGUUCCGGGUUUAAGUUUGUUGGAUCUAGAAGGGCAACAGAAAGAACAGAAUGGGAAGAGAAGGAACAGAAGAAAAAAAUUAAAACAAAAAAGGAAAGAAAAAAAAGAAAAAGGCAGGAAAAACAAAAACCGAUUCGACGAAGUAGCCGAGUGUAAGAAGGAUUCGACGAAGCAACCGAGUGUAAGAAAGGAGGGAGACAUUGUCUCUCCAAGCACACGCAGGCCGAGUAAAGAGGUGUGA
This is a messenger RNA of Plasmodium fragile, 333 nucleotides long. RefSeq lists its product as uncharacterized. The transcript is spliced from 3 exons. Bases 1 to 333 code for a protein of 110 amino acids. The record is from RefSeq and is a predicted model, not a curated record. NCBI's taxonomy places the organism in Eukaryota, Apicomplexa, Aconoidasida, Haemosporida, Plasmodiidae.